AGAUACGCGACCUGUACAAGGCGCCCAAGGAGCAGUAAAUUGGCCACGCGCGCCGCCGCCGCAGCUCCGCCGCUCCCUCUGACAUCUCCAUCACCUCCUCCUACUGUUACACCCUCGCUUCAGCUCAACAAUGCCCAAAAAGCGUUCUUCCUCCUCCUCGCCUGACGCUGAUGAGAAGAAAGUGAAGAAGAGAGCAUCUGCUGCGCCUCCGAAGCCGUGGACUGAGGCAGAGCGUGGGUCUGACGGAGGCGACGGCACGGCACACACUGACACGGCCUCGCAGAGAUGGAGGCCCUCAUCCUCGUCCUGGCCCACUCGGACGUCAAGACCGGCGCCGGCCUCUAUCGCACCAUGGGCGAGAAGCUUGGCCGCACGCCCAAGUCCAUCGAGGUGUGUACUGCACUGUCGUGUUCUAGGAUGCCUGGACUGACGCAGGCUCGGGUUUGCAGAACUGGUGGCUCGGCAAGAUCAAGAAGCAGAUCGAGCAGGCGCGCGGCGGCGAUAGCCAGCCGGCUAAGGAGGAGUAGAAGUGCCGGGCCAGGCUGCCGCCGCAGGCGGUGAUUGUGGGGCCUCCGCCGACGCCGACG
Molecule: messenger RNA, 587 nt
Organism: Tilletiopsis washingtonensis
Lineage: Eukaryota; Fungi; Basidiomycota; Exobasidiomycetes; Entylomatales
Exons: 1
Coding region: 131-430 (99 amino acids)
Source: RefSeq, a predicted model, not a curated record